Aspergillus oryzae RIB40 is the source of this 780-nucleotide messenger RNA. RefSeq lists its product as uncharacterized. Bases 1 to 780 code for a protein of 259 amino acids. The record is from RefSeq and is a predicted model, not a curated record. The transcript has a single exon. NCBI's taxonomy places the organism in Eukaryota, Fungi, Ascomycota, Eurotiomycetes, Eurotiales, Aspergillaceae.
AUGCCCGACCGCCACCACAAAUCCGAGAACUGGUGGCUGAGAUCCAGGCGGAUGUUCAAGAUGCUGCACCAGGUUCGUUUCCAUAUGACUCAUGAUCUUCCCUCUAGUCAUGCCAAUAUCACUGAUACCAAAUGCUUAGCCAUCUGGGUGACACCGCCGGAUUUCCUGCACAUGACUGUGAUGGAGAUGGCUAGUUGUCGGACAGAAGCGGAUAUUGAGGCGUUUCUCACUCAUUUACAAGAAAGUGGCACGGUACCAGACCUGGUAGAUUACACAUUCCAUCAUCGGACGCGGUUGGUUAAGCCCAUUCUCAGCUAUGAUGCGACUGCCAUGGCCUUGAGCUUCGUUCCUGCGGCUGGGGAGGAAACCGCCGUUGGAAACCAGACAUACUGCAAUGAAGGGGAUAGGUAUACCUAUCACCAUUUGCGACGUGAUCUUUUUGAUCGCCUGACUGCAACUGGUUUGUUGAUGAAACCGAGGUACAUUGUUCCCUCGGCACAUAUUACCAUUGCGCGGUUUACUACACACGAUGGAUUUAUGGUAGAAGGCUCAGGGCCAGAUGCAGUCCCAGUUGUAGAUCAGGAGCGAGUCGCUGCGCUGGUCGAGAGGAUCGAAAAGAUUAAUGAAAAACUCCGGCAGAAAUAUUGGCCGCAGGAGAAUGGGGCCAUGACUGCGAAAGGAGAGUGGAUUGUUGGACAAGGAAAAGGGCUAGAGCUUUGUAAGGGUAGAUCAUUUUACGGUGGAGGAGAGAAUGUUAUCACAGGGAAAGGGUUCCCAUGA